This is a messenger RNA of Acanthopagrus latus (yellowfin seabream), 3755 nucleotides long. RefSeq names its product mitochondrial fission regulator 1-like (gene mtfr1l). Gene Ontology annotation, cellular component: mitochondrion. Gene Ontology annotation, biological process: mitochondrial fission; aerobic respiration. NCBI's taxonomy places the organism in Eukaryota, Metazoa, Chordata, Actinopteri, Spariformes, Sparidae. The record is from RefSeq and is a predicted model, not a curated record. The coding region runs from base 283 to 1248 and encodes 321 amino acids. The transcript has 7 exons.
UGUGUAAGUUCUGAUAUGACAGCAGACGCUCACGGAGCUCCAGCCAAUCAAAACACAGGAAAAGGACGAGCAGGCUUCCGGCGUCAUGAACGACAACACAACUGUAGUCUGAAAGACGUAGAGGAGAAGCUGCGACUUGCUAACGCUUUUAACGGAUGCUCAAACUACUCACUACUUUAUAUCCCAGGAGUUGGCAGUUGUACGGACAUGGUAUCUGUUAACUGAACUGUCCCUAUUUAAGCCGCUGCUAACACCAAGAGUUGGUGUGCAACCUCCCAGUGAAUGAGACAUCCCGCCAUCAGCAUGGAAACAGACACAGAAGUUAUUCCUAUCUGGCAGAAUAAGCCUCAUGGAUCCACCCGCAGUGUUGUGAGAAGAAUAGGUUCCACCCUUCCACUCAAACCACCACAAAGGGCAUGUUUUCAGGAACUACCGGGGUUGUCCCCUAUUCGGCCUAUGGAUGGACCUAUGGUUCCUACAUUGGCAGACAUAGCUUGGAUUGUCGCAGAUGAAGAAGAGACAUAUGCCAGAGUGCGGAGUGACUCCCGUCCACUGAAACAUGAGUGGCGGCCAACACCUCUCCUGGUGCUCCACAGGAACUCAUCUGUGCCCAACUUCCGCCGCGAGGGCAAAAGGAUGGAGGGGCUCAGGAAGCCUGGGGUGACGGCGCUGAACCGCACUACUGCCCUGCAGGACGAGCUCAGCAGACUUCGCGCACAGAUCGCCAAGAUUGUGUCAAGUGAUUCUGACUCCAACCCUAUGACCCCUGACCUGCUUUCUCCUGACGACACAAGUAUGAGCUUCUCCAUGGCGCCUUUCGAGACGAUGCCCUACCAGCCAGCUGCCACGGCCUCUGCUUCUUUUGUCAUCAGCGAUGUCACAGAGGAGGAAGAAGAGGAGGAGGAAGAAGAGGAGGAUGAGAAGGAUGUGGUGUCUGUGGUGUCAGAGCUUGUCCCAGACCCUCUGCCACCUGUUUCCAUGACAGCAUCAGCGACCUUUGACCUGGACAGACCCAGCAUGGAUUUCCGGGAGGCAGAGGAGGACACAGUGUCACUGUCAAAGUCCACCAGUUUUGCUGAUGUCAUGGACAUCCUGAAGGACAUGAACCGCAUGAAGAUGAGUAAAGACAGGUACAACAGAGGCUGUACGUCCCUCAGAGAGGAGGACUCUGCCUCUCUUAUAUCUGAAGCUCUGAGGAAAAAGUUUGUCCUGAAGGAAGAAGAUACUGCCUCUCUGAAACGGAAGUAGCCCGAUCAUGUGUUUAUCGUCAAUAUCCGAUCCUGCUGCUCCAUGUAAGUCAGGACAAGGAUAGCAGAUAGUCAAUUUUCUUUUUUACUUUUUUGUAUAAAUAACCUUUUGAGGGCACGUGGCAGGUUAUCGUUGGUGCUAGUUGCAGGGAGUUAUAGUUGGUUUUUUUUUCCUUUCUCAUUAUUUUUAGGCCUUUGCCUGUGGAAUAUGUACCCAUGGAUCCACAACCUUGCUCUUCAAACCCAAGGCAAUAGCUGUCUGCCAGAGUUAGAACACAAAAACACUUUGUCCCAGACAUUCAAAACCAAAUGGGAACUUCACACUGCUGGUGCAGUGUGAGGGGGGAACGGCCAAGUCUGGGUAACAAUAAUCAGUUUCAGCACUGCAUUGCAUAUUUCAUCUACUUAAGGCUUUCUAGACUGUUUCCACUGCUGUACAGACACUUUCUCCAGACUGUUUUGGUUUUAAAUGGGGUUUUUUUUGUUUGUUUGAGUUAUAGCUCAUUGUCCAUUCAAACAGUUCUAACAGACUUUUUUUUUUUGGAGUUGAAUUGAAGAAUGUCCCUUUAAAACGCCUUUUAUCCAUCCUGCUAUUAUCCUUUCUUUCAUUUUGAGUUUCACACAGAAGAGAUGCAAACAGUUUUGUUUUUCACUUAUGUAAAGAAGUCUUCUAACAUACUUGAAAAUAUUUUAAUGUGCAAAUGAAACAGAUCUACAUGCAGAGAUGUACUGUAGCUUAUCAGUGUGAGUGUGUGAGUGGAGGGGGGAUAACUUCAGAUCUGUGCUGUUUAAUAUUUGCAUUACAGUACAGUGAGUUUGCAAAUGUGCACACAGCAUCAUAUACUUAUAAACUGCUUGCUAAACUGCUCCACUUUCUCAAAGCCUGUCCUCUUGUUUGUGAUUAACAUAUAUAUUUAUAGUCACUGAACCACAGGGCACUGAUUUUGACACUGAAACUGAAAAGAGUGAGUAUAUGCUGAUAUAGUUUGAAGUUUGAGCUGUUAAAAUGGAAUGAGUACUAACUGAUGUGUGAAAUAUGCACCCAUUGUUUUUUUUGUACGUAUGUAAAAGUAUCAGAUACAAGCGUGUACAGGUUUGUUCAGACAGGAAUGCAUGUAGAUUUCAUUCCUUUAUGAUGUUUGUUAAUGAUAUUAAAAGGAUACAUUCAGCCAAAAAUGAAAAUUCAGCUCAUCAACCUCAUGGUGAUGGACAACUAAAGCAGAUUGGGACAUUUUAAAUGUAAAAAACAACAUAGAAUGGCCUCAUACAGCGGGCGUGCAGAACCUAAAUUUCCGGAAGAGCCCAAAUUGGUUUGAACAGAAUUUAUACCCUUGAAGCACAGCAGAGCUCAGGCACCCACUUCAGACCCGCUAGCGCUUUUAGCUUAGCAGUUGUUACGAUUUUGGCUUUAAAAAGGGUGUGUGUAUCACAUCUUUUUAAAUCAAUUUAGAAUUUCCGGGCUUUCAGACACUAGGGUUUCCCCGGAGGCGCUGAAUGGAGCAAUUUUAUGUUUUUUCAUAUCAAACAUGUCCCGAUUGAUAAACGUUUUAGGAGAAUGCUAAAUGCAGCACCGAAUCUUCAACCCGACUUCCCUCGGCAUGGGGGUAAGUAGAUGAUGACUGAUUUUUCUUAAUUUUGGCUGAACAUAUCCUUUUUAAAGAGGAGAUUUCAGUUUUGAUGUAGACAACUAAGCUAACAGUUUUACAUCCUUCUGUAUGAGAAUGUGAGUCAUGAUAAUAAUAUGCUUGUUGACGCCUUACCACAGAUACUUUGCCUGCUCCAAUGCCUGAUUUCUUUCCCCCCAUAUUAGUUCAAGUGCCAUGGGUUUGAUUUAAUGAGCCCACUCCUGCCUGCCUGCCCUCUCCUGAAUGUGCCCUUCAUCCUCAUCUCUACCAUGUUUUCACGCUUUACCCACAUAGAGUGAAAAACAGUGUUUAGGACCAGUUGUGAGUGUUUGUGUGUGUGUGGCAUUGCUGAAUCUUUGUUCAAAUGUGUUUCACUUCCACGUGUUUUUUGUUUUGUUUUGUUUUGUUUGUUAAUCUGUCGUGUUCAUGCGACUCAACUGGGAAUCCUUUGGUGUAGUUUUGCGAUGUGAAAAAUUACCUGUUGUGGACUGAACAUGAACGUGCCCACUGUGUGUGUCGCAGUAUGCAGUUGAGUCAGAGAGUGUUUUGUGUUGCUAGAAAUGGCCAUUACCUUUUGUGUUCUCAGUUUCCUCAUUGAACAAAGAGAUGAAGAACAAACCCAGUAACUGACAAAACUACCGUAUGUGAAUUUAGAUAUAUUAACUGUGUGUCUGUGCUUGAGAUACUCUGCCAACUGAAUUUAGUUUAAAGGAUUUCAGUUUGUUUUAAAUCUGUUGUUUCUUAGGUUUUACCAUCCUCGUACCUCUGUGUAGGAUCAAGCCCAUUGCCACCAUUAUCUGUGUGUUUGUUUGUUUUUCUUUUUUUUUCUUUUUUUGUCAUGUAAGGUCUUGUAAAUAAAGAUUGGCUGAUGUUUUGAGACUGA